CUUCCGGAAAGAUUGCAGUGCAAUAUUUUACCAGAAAAUCAAUGUUUAUUUUAAAUUUAGGAGGAGACGCGCAACAAGACCAGCACAGUUUCACUGAAGAAUGUUUUCUCUAUAUGGUUUAUUUUUUUGAAAUCUCUAAAACCGCUUUUCAAUCAGUUAUUCAAUACAUAUCGACGUUUAGUUUCCAAGGCCAGGUAUCAGUUGCUUUGCUCAUUUGGCUGGUCUUAAACAUUGUCUUAACACGGAUUGCUUGGAAGUUUUACCAUAGAAAUAUCUACAAUCCUCAUAUACCAGAGUUGGUGUCCAGGUAUUCCAAACUAAACACGAAGGAAAAACCAAAAAGUAAAGCGGACUAAAAUGGCAUCAGCAAUUAAGAAAUUCUUCCAGAAGAAGAAAUUGGAUGUCAAGUUUAAGAAAGCUGGUGGAGGUCACAGGUUGGAUGAGCCUCGGCCCCAGACAGGUGCCUCGAGGUCAAGAGAGGGUCAGGGUUCACAAUCUGGUGCCAGAGGAGGUCAUGACUACCAGCGGUCACUAUCCAGUGAGCAGGCACGGGCAGCAGAGGCUGCCUUAGCUAGGAUCCAGUCACAAGGAAGCAAAGCACCAGACCCCUCGAUGGCAGCCAAGGCUCGAAUGAGGCGUGAGAUGGAGCAAGAACGAAAGAAGGUUGAGGAGGCCCAGCGUCUUGCCGCCCGAUACAGUGAGCCCACGGAGGUGGUCAAGGAUGGGGUUCCCAUGGCCACAAUUCUGUUCACGUGCCCUGACAUCGGGCCUGUUGUGCUGCCCAGGGCUGAGAUGGAAGCCCACAUCGAGGAGUUUUUGCUGGGACAACUGGCUGAGGAGCCUGAAAUGGCCUCCGCUCUCAUGAUACACACACUUAACAAGGAUAAAGAAAAGGUGAAGAUUUGUGUGGAUACACUGUGUAAAUAUCUUGAUAAUAUUAUCGCAAAUCCAGAAGAGGAAAAGUUUAGGAAAAUAAGGACUUCUAAUAAAGCAUUUAUGGAAAGAAUCUCUCCACUGCGAGGGACCGAGGAGUUCUUGCAAGCAGCAGGUUUUCUUUUGAAAACUUUGCCCUUUGAUGACAAGGAGGAUAACUUUUAUCUGAUGGAAGAGGAAAUUGCACAAGAUGCUGAACGAUUAAGUAAUGUGAAAGCUGUGUUACAAGCCGCAGAACCCAUCAAACCUAAGCUUGAUAGAGCCUUGAAAAUAUUUUUCCCAACAAGCAAAGCCACAAAUUUUACCAUUCCUGAUGAAUUUUACGCAAUAUCGCCUGAUGAGCUAAAGAAGGAAGCACAGAGAAAGCAAGAAGCUGUUGAACAAUUGGGCAUGUUAAGAACAAAGGCAAUGAGAGAGAGGGAGGAGAGACGUGAGUUGCUGAAAUACAGGUACACCCUGGUACGAGUACGCCUGCCUGAUGGUAACCUACUGCAGGGCACAUUCAAAGCUACAGAAAAAAUACCGGCACUUAAGGAAUUCAUACGAGAAAAUCUAGUUAACGAUUGGAUGCCCUUUCAUCUCUUCACCCAGACAGGAGGUAAACUGGACAGUGAUAAUAAGACAUUGGCAGAGUAUGGCCUCACACCGGCAGUGGUUGUGAACUUCCAGUGGGAUAAGACUGUACAGAAUGAGGUGGCGGCCCAGCAGGGCACCACACAGCAGGGCGCAGUUCUCAAACCUGAGAUGAUGGCACAAAUACGCCAAAUGUAGGCCUGUUAUGUUUGAAAAUGAAACUUAUAUAUGUAUAUGAUAUGUGUAAUGUUCCGCAUGAGUAUGUGAAGGAAACUGAACAAUUCUUUGCUCACUAACAAUGUGCAAUGGAACAAUUUCAAUAUAUGUGGUUGACAUUUUUGGAUCGGAUAUAAUGGGCUGAAGAACUCCCUCUUACUUAUCUGUUACCAUUUCAAAGCAAGUUUAUAUAUACCGGUACACAUGUACAAGAUAUGUGUAUUUGAUGCAUUCUAGUUGAACAGUUAUGUCCUAAGUAUUUGUUUUCUGCCAUGAUAUAUCACAUGUCUUUUAAAGUGAAAGUACUCAUCACAGCUAUGAUCUACCGGUAAUCAUUGAGAAAAUGUCAUUGGGCUACAUUGAUUACACCAUCUUAUUCAGAAUAUACAUGUUGUUAAAUUGUUCAUGCAGAUAAAUGUAGAUAUAUUCUGUCAUCCAAAUUAGACUUUGAGAUGAACAAGCCCGAAUUCUUAUACUAUGUUUGGCAUUCUUUUUUUUUAACUAGCUCUACUAUAUAAAUUCAGAAUUUGAGCAAGCCCAGAACCAAUUUUACCAGUGCAGGGCCUGUGGGCUUGUGUUAAUUUCGAUCACUGUAUAUUCAUCAUGCAUUUAGAUUUGAAGUUACUUACAUAGUUCUUGAUAGUGUCAAUACGAUAUUUGGAUUUAAUUGGAUUUUUUAAUGGAUUUUUUGACCAACUUGAUAAAUAUAAUUGAAUUGAUUGGAUGCUGAAGUUCCAGUACAUGUGACAGUUAGUAUGUGCGAAUAUUUCUGUUCAGUCUUUAUUGAUUCUUUUUUAUUACAGUUUAAUAACCUAGAACUUCUUUGAAAAUCUUCUUUAUUUAGUUUUAUUCAGUGGCAUUUUGUUAUUGUCGUUGCUUGUUGUAUAUUGGAUUUAAAAUUUGAAAAGUUU
Messenger RNA from Mya arenaria, 2633 nucleotides. Its product is annotated as UBX domain-containing protein 6-like. The record is from RefSeq and is a predicted model, not a curated record. The coding region runs from base 358 to 1704 and encodes 448 amino acids. The transcript is spliced from 4 exons. Lineage: Eukaryota; Metazoa; Mollusca; Bivalvia; Myida; Myidae. Gene Ontology annotation, cellular component: cytoplasm. Gene Ontology annotation, molecular function: protein binding.